Messenger RNA from Hyposmocoma kahamanoa, 904 nucleotides. It is a transcript of the gene Prosbeta5, whose product is annotated as proteasome subunit beta type-5. Gene Ontology annotation, cellular component: proteasome core complex. Lineage: Eukaryota; Metazoa; Arthropoda; Insecta; Lepidoptera; Cosmopterigidae. The coding region runs from base 19 to 864 and encodes 281 amino acids. Gene Ontology annotation, molecular function: threonine-type endopeptidase activity. The record is from RefSeq and is a predicted model, not a curated record. The transcript has 6 exons.
AAUUUUCAGUAAAAUACAAUGGCUCUGCUUGAUUUGUGCCGUCUAGAUGAGAAAAUUAACUUAAGACCGAGUGAUUCUCUUGCGUCUUUUCAAAAUGACGUGGUCGGGUACAGCCAGAACUUCAUAAACAGCGCUCAGUUGGCUAUUCCACCAUUCGCAAAUCCCGUUGAGACCCUUGCGCAGUUCAACACGAGAGAUGAGACGGGGAAAGCCAUCAAAAUUCAAUUUGAUCAUGGCACCACUACACUUGGCUUUCGGUAUCAGGGUGGAGUUCUGCUGGCAGUGGACUCCCGAGCCACUGGAGGCCAGUUCAUUGGCUCACAAUCUAUGAAGAAAAUUGUUGAAAUCAACAACUACUUGCUGGGUACCCUGGCUGGUGGCGCUGCCGACUGUGUAUACUGGGACCGCGUCCUCGCAAAACAAUGUCGUCUUUACGAAUUACGUAAUAGAGAGCGUAUUUCCGUAGCAGCAGCUAGCAAACUCAUGGCUAACAUGGUGUAUAAUUACAAGGGCAUGGGUUUGAGUAUGGGCAUGAUGAUUGCUGGAUAUGAUAAACGAGGCGCUCAACUGUACUACGUAGACAACGACGGCACACGCACUCCGGGCAAAGUGUUCUCCGUUGGCUCUGGGUCAGUGUACGCCUUCGGUGUCCUCGACUCGGGAUACCGCUGGGAUCUGAAAGAUGAGGAAGCUCAGGAACUUGGCCGUCGCGCGAUCUACCACGCGACGCACCGGGACGCGUACUCGGGCGGCAUCGUCCGCGUGUACCACAUCAACGAGGACGGUUGGGUGAACAUAUCCAAUGAAGAUUGCACCGAACUCCAUUACAAGUACCAGACAGAGAAGGGUGGGGAGGAGUCCUAAAUUUUAGAGGUUUAAUAUUUUAUAAAUAAAUGCUUAAUGU